This is a messenger RNA of Dicentrarchus labrax (European seabass), 2221 nucleotides long. RefSeq lists its product as uncharacterized. Bases 641 to 1306 code for a protein of 221 amino acids. Lineage: Eukaryota; Metazoa; Chordata; Actinopteri; Moronidae. The record is from RefSeq and is a predicted model, not a curated record. The transcript has 6 exons.
UAUCUCCGUCACGGAGGAGGACAACAACAAGACCAUGUGGCUCUUCAAUGCACAGCCUGAUUUCAAAGCGGGAAACAAGGUGUCGAAGAAAAGCCCGCAGUGUCUGCUGGAGCACAGCGACAACAUUUCUAUUCACAUCAGCCAUAUUGAAAUGUUUGCAGUGGCUCGACAAUUCAAACAAUCCCAAUGCUCAGACUGCUGCACUGCUGUCAGGUUAAUAGAGCAAAUCUCGAUGAGCAAAGUACCGGCCCCAUUCAGACGGGCUGGGGAGGAGCAGUGGGAGGGGUUUAUGUCUGCAGCCACGGGUUCAGGAAAGCAGACAGAGGCUGAGCGCACCGAGAGAUUCACUUUUCACCAAGCAACUGUUUUCACUCACUUUGUGUCCGCGCUGUCGAGUCGCUGUCUUCUGCACCGUGAUUAGACAGUGGAGCCAGUGGCGCACUAGAGCCGGUGCUCUGAAUCCGACACUAAAACUGUCUCUCUAACAGAGGUUCGAGUUUCAUUAUUUAAUUAGAGGGAGACAAUAUGCUUGUAAUAAAAAAACACUAUCGUUCACAUAAACUGUGAAAUAGAAAAUAGUGAAUUUCAGAUUUUUUUUUUUUUUUUUUUCCCAUUUUAGAAAAACAUUUUCAGAUUGAAGAUGUUUCGGGGUACACCGAAAAUCCAAAACCCGAGUAUCCAUAACCCGAGUACCCAUAACCCGAGAAUCCAUAACCCGAGUAUCCGUAACCCGAGGAUCCAUAACCCGAGAAUCCAUAACCCGACGCUUCUCCUAUUAAAAGUGAAUAUCCGUAACCCGAGAAUCCAUAACCCGAGAAUCCAUAACCCGACGCUUCUCCUAUUAAAAGUGAAGUCAUCAGUCAUUGUGAAGCCAGAAGGAACUCUGAUCUCUAACUAUGGGUGCAGUCAGCACAAGAAUAACUUGGACGCUGCAGCAGACACUGUUGAAUGUCCGGGAUGCCAUCUCUCGGGUUCACAUUCAGGCCGGUUACGCGGAGCCAAAAACAUUUUCAGAUUGAAGAUGUUUCGGGGUACACCGAAAAUCCAAAACCCGAGUAUCCAUAACCCGAGUACCCAUAACCCGAGUAUCCGUAACCCGAGGAUCCAUAACCCGAGAAUCCAUAACCCGACUAUCCGUAACCCGAGAAUCCAUAACCCGAGAAUCCAUAACCCGACGCUUCUCCUACCGAAAAUCCAAAACCCGAGUAUCCAUAACCCGAGUACCCAUAACCCGAGUAUCCGUAACCCGAGGAUCCAUAACCCGAGAAUCCAUAACCCGACGCUUCUCCUAUUAAAAGUGAAGUGAUCAGUCAUUGUGAAGCCAGAAGGAACUCUGAUCUCUAACUAUGGGUGCAGUCAGCACAAGAAUAACUUGGACGCUGCAGCAGACACUGUUGAAUGUCCGGGAUGCCAUCUCUCGGGUUCACAUUCAGGCCGUUUACGCGGAGCCUGAUGGGCUGGUUGUCACCAUCACCUUUAACAGGCAGACACAGCUCAUAAGGAACAUCAACGAGGGAGAUGAAACUUUGCGGAGUCAGAUGACGAAAUGCUGAGGAGGAGGAACCCGAGGGACGGGAUCUCUCCGCAACAGGCACCGCAACAACAAGAAGGAAAUGCUUCAGACCUGUCGAUGGCGCUGAGAGAGAAGGAAAACUCGCAUACUUCGUCUGUCCCUCUGUCAAAUAGAGAUCCUCUCAGAAAUCAACAUUCAACGUUCAGCGUUUCACUGGAAGCGGUGCUGUGGAUUCACUUGUCACCAAGCUGCUGUUUUCACUCACUUUGUGUCCGCGCUGUCCCUGUCUGAAGACACGGAGGUGGAUUGAACACACUACUGCGCACCUUGUCCGUGUUUUUGGGACUGUUUGCUGGAGUCGACGGAAGAUCAGACGCUCUGAAAAAAUCGGAAAAAACAGAACAUUUCUCCCUCCAUUCGAGGUUGGGUUGAGGAUUUAACUUGAGUAUUGUAGAGAGAUCACAGAUAUUUUAUAACAUUUUUUUUGUUUUUUUGAGUUUUCGGAAGAUUUCCAUUUUCCAUGUUUGGAAUACUGAUAUAGCGACAUUCAACAUUUUAGAUGUUUGUCUUCAUAUGUACCCACUGUGCUAUUGUGUCUCCCCAUUCUCAUUAAAGUCCACAUCUUAACUCUGCUGUUUUCAUAUUAUAUUAGCCUGUUGUUUAAAAUGUUCUUUCAUGACAAAUGCGAAUAAAAGCAUUCAUAUCUAA